Rattus rattus (black rat) is the source of this 811-nucleotide messenger RNA. RefSeq names its product transmembrane emp24 domain-containing protein 5-like. Gene Ontology annotation, cellular component: endoplasmic reticulum; COPII-coated ER to Golgi transport vesicle; Golgi apparatus. The record is from RefSeq and is a predicted model, not a curated record. Lineage: Eukaryota; Metazoa; Chordata; Mammalia; Rodentia; Muridae. Gene Ontology annotation, biological process: Golgi organization; intracellular protein transport; endoplasmic reticulum to Golgi vesicle-mediated transport.
CCAGUGGCAGACACUGCUUCCACUUUCCGUGGGAGCGUGAGCCGCUCCGCUGCUCUAAGUUCCCUGGGAUCGGGAUUUCACAGCCGAGGCGCCUGCAUCCCGCACCUCCCUAUACACGUCCAGUGUGAAAUCGACAGGGAUGGGCGUCAGGAUGUGGUUGCCAUUCCCCGUGCUGCUCCUGUCCGCUCUGCCCGCAACGUUGCUGAGCGGGGCGGCCGGCUUCACACCCUCUUUGGAUAGUGACUUCACCUUCACGCUGCCGGCCGGCCGGAAGGAGUGCUUCUACCAGCCCAUGCCCCUGAAGGCGUCGUUGGAGAUCGAGUACCAAGUUUUAGAUGGAGGAGAAUUAGAUAUUGAUUUCCACCUUGCCUCUCCAGAGGGCAGAACCUUAGUUUUUGAACAAAGAAAAUCAGAUGGUGUUCAUACGGUAGAGACUGAAGAUGGCGACUACAUGUUCUGCUUUGACAACACAUUCAGCACCAUCUCUGAGAAGGUCAUUUUCUUUGAGUUGAUCCUGGAUAACAUGGGAGAAGAAGUUGAAGGACAAGAGGACUGGAAAAAGUAUAUUACUAACACAGAUGUUCUGGAGAUGAAACUAGAAGACAUCCUGGAAUCCAUCAACAGCAUCAAGUCCAGACUAAGCAAAAGUGGCCACAUACAGACUCUGCUUAGAGCAUUUAGAGCUCGUGAUCGAAACAUUGAUAGAGUCAAUUUCUGGUCUGUGGUGAACUUGAUUGUCAUGGUGGUUGUCAGUAUUCAAGUUUAUACACUGAAAAGUCUAUUUGAAGAUAAGAGGAAAAGUAGAACUUGA